Acomys russatus (golden spiny mouse) is the source of this 755-nucleotide messenger RNA. RefSeq names its product keratin-associated protein 10-3-like. The record is from RefSeq and is a predicted model, not a curated record. The transcript has 2 exons. NCBI's taxonomy places the organism in Eukaryota, Metazoa, Chordata, Mammalia, Rodentia, Muridae. Gene Ontology annotation, cellular component: keratin filament. The coding region runs from base 28 to 711 and encodes 227 amino acids.
AUCUCGCCUGCUGCCCUCCAGUCACCCAUGGCCACCUCCACCAUGUCUGUCUGCUCUGAACCCUGCACUGAGUCGUCCUGGCAGAUAGAGGACUGCCCAGAGAGCUGCUGUGAGCCUAGCUGCUGUGCCCCCACCCCCUGUCUGACCCUCCUCUGCUCCCCAGUGAGCCCCUGCUGCCAGUCUGGCUGCUGCACACCCUCAUGCUGCCAAUCUUCAUGCUGCCAGCCAGCAUGCUGCACCUGCUCCCCCUGCCAGCAGUCCUGCGGUGUGACUCUUUGCUGCAAGCCUGUCUGCUGCACACCUGUCUGCUGUGGAUCCUCCUCAUGCUGCCAGCAGUCUAGCUGCCAGUCUGCUUGCUGCCAACCCUCAUGCUGUCAAUCCUCCUGCUGUGUUCCUCUCUGCUGCACACCUGUCUGCUGCAAGCCUGUCUGCUGCACGCCUGUCUGCUCUGGAUCCUCCUCUUGCUGCCAGCCAUCCUGCUGUGCACCUGUCUGCUGCAAGCCUAUCUGCUGCAAGCCCUGUUCCAGCAUGUCCCUGCUCUGCCGCCCUGUGUGCAGACCCGCCUGCUGUGUGCCCACCUCCUCCUGCUGUGCCUCCUCCUGCCAGCCCAGCUGCUGCCGCCCAGCCUCCUCCUGUGUGUCCCUGCUGUGCCGCCCUGCCUGCUCCCGCCAGGCCUGCUGUGGCCUCUCCUCAGGCCAGAAGUCCUGCUGAUGAUGGAUCCAUCACCUGGGGGUCCCUCACCUCUCCCCCUAGUC